Messenger RNA from Durio zibethinus, 642 nucleotides. NCBI's taxonomy places the organism in Eukaryota, Viridiplantae, Streptophyta, Magnoliopsida, Malvales, Malvaceae. The record is from RefSeq and is a predicted model, not a curated record.
AUGCAAAAAUACAUUGUUAUGACAGUAAAUGUUUGGCUUGCAAGGAACAACCGACAUGCUCAGCAAUUUCGUGUUUUUGCUCAAUUCUGGAAGUCCAAGGCUUAUCCUUCUUUCAGUACUACUGCAAAGGGUGAGAGAGAGAAGGAUAGCCCACCAGCGGCUGGUUCAGGUCCUCCAAAGUUCAACUUCUCCCUCUGGGCAAAAUGCCUUCUGGCCUCUGUGCUGAGUUUCCUGCCCUUCUGGAAGGAAAAAUGGGCAAAAUUGAAGAGGAUUCAAGGAGAAUCAGAGCUGGUAGUAGUACAGGUCGAAAAUGUAGCGGGGGUAGUGGAAAAGGUAGCAACCGCAGCAGAGAAGGUAUCGGCUCAAGUGACAGAAAAACUUCCAGAUGAUAGCAAGCUGCAAAAGGCAGCUGUGGUGGUCGAACAUGUUUCAGAAAAAAACAGCCCAAGAUGCUCACGGCACAACAUAAUUUCAUCCACCAGGAAAAUAAUUAAAACCUCUGAACAAUUGCUUUGCAAAACUCAAUGGUUGAACCAGCAUAAAUAUAUGAAUUCUUUUUCAAAAAUUUUGAUUGAAGAUGAGAUGUCUAAUAUGCAAUUGCUUCUUGAGGCAAUAAAGCAUGACGUGGAUGGCUUGGAGUAA